AUGAAGAAACUUACCUUCUUUCUUCUUGUCAUUUUUCUACUUGAAAUAACAAUUUCUGUUGACUCUCAAAAUCCAGCACUCUUGAAAUUUGUGCUUCAAUGGCCACCAACUUAUUGUAUAGGACUGAAUUCUGCAGCACAACCAGGCAGGUGCAAAGAGCCAAUUCUUCAGCAUAAUUUGACACUCCAUGGAGUUUGGCCAGCAGAUCAAAGAGGAAUUAGUAUUACAUGCACUGCACCACCAGAUCCAAAUUGGAAUCAACUGUUUACAACGACUAUAGAGAAUCAACUGAUGGCGUUCUGGCCACCACUUAGAGAAAACUCCCAAAAAAGGGACCUAUGGAAGCACGAGUGGCGCGCGCAUGGAGCAUGUGGAGGAACAACACCACAAGUAUACUUCAACAUAGCAAUAAGGAUCAACAACAUGCUUCAAAAGGGCAACUUGUUCAAUUACUUGAAAACAAAUGGGAUUAUUGCUUGUGAUAGCUUGUCUUUUGCUAGAAAAGAUAUUGUUGAUGCUAUUCGAAAGGUGUUUGUUGUAACUCCUCCUCCCUCUCCUCCUCCUCCCCGUUCCCCUCCUCCUCCUUCUCGUUCCCCUCCUCCCCGUUCCCCUCCUCCUCCUCCUCGUUCCCCUCCUCCCCGUUCUCCUCCUCCACCUCCCCUCCUCCUCCCCUUGAUGUUUACCUAA
Solanum verrucosum is the source of this 687-nucleotide messenger RNA. Its product is annotated as ribonuclease 3-like. The coding region runs from base 1 to 687 and encodes 228 amino acids. Gene Ontology annotation, molecular function: RNA binding; ribonuclease T2 activity. The record is from RefSeq and is a predicted model, not a curated record. Gene Ontology annotation, biological process: RNA catabolic process. NCBI's taxonomy places the organism in Eukaryota, Viridiplantae, Streptophyta, Magnoliopsida, Solanales, Solanaceae. Gene Ontology annotation, cellular component: extracellular region. The transcript is spliced from 2 exons.